Brenthis ino (lesser marbled fritillary) is the source of this 1557-nucleotide messenger RNA. NCBI's taxonomy places the organism in Eukaryota, Metazoa, Arthropoda, Insecta, Lepidoptera, Nymphalidae. The record is from the annotation of a GenBank genome assembly.
AUGCUGCGAACGAUUUUAGCACGAAACCAAGUUUUAAACGAUGGCUUGAAAAAAGCUAUUCGGAAUAAUGUAACAAGAGGUUUAAGUACAGAAUUGGCCAAAAGGAAACAACCUAAUAAACUCUUAGCAUCAUCACGAAAAAGUGUUCUCACAACACCACAAUGGAAUGUUCAAACCAGAUACUACUCAAGUCUACCUUCUCAUACAAAAGUAAAUCUCCCAGCUCUCUCCCCCACUAUGGAGAGUGGUUCUAUAGUCAGCUGGGAAAAGAAGGAGGGUGAUAAAUUAAAUGAAGGUGAUCUCUUAUGUGAAAUUGAAACUGAUAAAGCAACAAUGGGCUUUGAGACUCCCGAAGAAGGUUAUCUGGCAAAGAUUAUAAUACCAACUGGCACUAAAGGUGUACCAGUUGGAAAAUUACUUUGUAUUAUUGUUGAAAACGAAGCUGAUGUUGCUGCUUUCAAAGACUUUAAGGAUGAUGGAACUGCAUCACCAGCACCAUCAAAACCAAAAGCGGCAGCACCAGCGCCUGCUGCCCCCGCCGCCCCGGCCCCCGCAGCACCCGCGGCUGCCCCCGCCCCCCGCGCUGCUUCUGCCUCCGCCCCCGCCCCCGCCCCGGCAGAGCAUGGCAGGGUAUAUGCCAGUCCAAUGGCCAGACGGUUGGCCGAAUUGAAGCAAAUUAGACUUGGUGGGCAAGGGUCAGGCCUGUAUGGGUCACUAAAGAGUGGCGAUCUCGCAGCGGCGGCGGCUGCAGCGCCGGCGGCUCCGGCUUUCGCCCCUCCACCCCCCACCCCCGGGGCAACCUUCGUGGACAUCCCCCUCACUGGCAUGAGGGAGACCAUUGCCAAGCGACUCUCUGCAGCAAAACAAACAAUACCCCACUAUCAGCUGUCUGCUACGGUGAAUGUUGAGAAGUUACUGGCUAUGAGGAAGGGGGUCAAUGAACGGUUGGCUAAGGAGAAGUCGGAUGUUAAGGUUUCUGUGAACGACUUCAUCCUGAAGGCCGUAGCGGCGGCGUGCAAGCGCGUACCCGCCGUCAACUCGCACUGGAUGGAAUCAUUCAUUAGACAAUAUUCCAAUGUGGAUGUGAGCGUGGCGGUGGCGACACCGACUGGUCUGAUCACACCGAUCAUUUUCAACGCGGAUUCGCGCGGCAUUCUGGACAUCUCUACUAAUAUGAAGGAGCUUGCUAAUAAAGCGAAAGAAGGACGUCUACAACCUCAGGAAUACCAAGGCGGGACCGUCACUGUAUCCAAUCUUGGAAUGUUUGGUAUCACAAUGUUCAACGCUAUCAUCAACCCGCCUCAGUCCCUCAUCCUGGCGUGCGGCGGCGUGCAGGAGAUCGUCAUACCUGACAAGGAUGAGCCACAAGGUUUCCGCCUCGCGAAGUUCAUAACAUUCACCGCGUCGGCCGACCACAGGGUGAUCGACGGCGCGGUCGGCGCGCAGUGGAUGAAGGCGCUCAAAGAGAACCUCGAGGACCCCGCAAAUAUCAUACUUUGCGUGCGAAAAAACAGGGAGGGCUCGUCACGUAGCGCCUGUCACGCGCCCGAAGUGAAC